This is a messenger RNA of Menidia menidia (Atlantic silverside), 1542 nucleotides long. The record is from the annotation of a GenBank genome assembly. NCBI's taxonomy places the organism in Eukaryota, Metazoa, Chordata, Actinopteri, Atheriniformes, Atherinopsidae.
AUGAGUAUUACCAGUGACGAAGUGAAUUUCUUGGUCUACAGAUACCUCCAAGAAUCAGGGUUCUCCCACUCAGCGUUCACUUUUGGCAUCGAGAGCCACAUCAGCCAGUCAAACAUCAAUGGAACACUAGUGCCCCCUGCAGCCCUCAUCUCCAUCCUGCAGAAAGGGCUCCAGUAUGUGGAGGCAGAAAUCAGCAUUAAUGAGGACGGCACGGUCUUUGAUGGCCGACCCAUCGAGUCGCUGUCGCUCAUCGACGCGGUGAUGCCAGAUGUGGUGCAGACCCGGCAGCAGGCCUUCCGCGACAAGCUAGCCCAGCAGCAGGCCGCCUGCUCCAUGUCGGCCUCGACCUCUGGGAACCAGUCAAACACACCAAAGAACGGAGAAGCGACUGUUAACGGGGAGGAGAAUGGUACCCACAACAUGAAUAACCACAGUGAGCCUAUGGAGAUGGACAUAGACGUGGAGAUACCAGCCAGUAAAGCCACGGUGCUGCGAGGCCACGAGUCUGAGGUGUUCAUCUGUGCCUGGAACCCCGUCAGCGACCUGCUAGCCUCCGGCUCUGGCGACUCCACCGCUCGGAUCUGGAACCUAAACGAGAACAACAACUCCAACUCCACCCAGCUGGUGCUGCGCCACUGCAUCCGAGAAGGAGGCCAGGAUGUCCCCAGCAACAAAGACGUCACCUCACUGGACUGGAAUAGCGACGGGACUCUGCUGGCUACGGGCUCCUAUGAUGGAUUUGCCAGGAUCUGGACAAAAGACGGAAAUCUGGCCAGCACUUUGGGGCAGCACAAAGGACCCAUAUUUGCACUCAAGUGGAACAAGAAGGGGAACAGCAUUCUUAGUGCUGGAGUAGAUAAGACGACAAUCAUUUGGGACGCACACACGGGGGAAGCCAAGCAGCAGUUCCCUUUUCACUCAGCCCCCGCGCUGGAUGUGGACUGGCAGAACAACACCACGUUUGCCUCCUGCAGCACCGACAUGUGCAUCCACGUCUGUCGACUCGGCAGCGACCGCCCCCUCAAGACCUUUCAGGGCCACACGAAUGAAGUUAAUGCCAUUAAGUGGGAUCCGUCGGGCAUGCUGCUUGCUUCCUGCUCGGACGACAUGACCUUAAAGAUCUGGAGUAUGAAGCAGGAGAUGUGUGUCCAUGACCUCCAGGCUCAUAGUAAAGAAAUCUACACCAUCAAGUGGAGCCCCACAGGCCCCAGCACGAACAACCCCAACUCCAACAUCAUGCUGGCCAGCGCAUCUUUCGACUCCACGGUGCGACUGUGGGACGUGGAACGGGGGGUUUGCAUUCAUACACUGACCAAGCACCAGGAGCCGGUCUACAGUGUGGCCUUCAGCCCUGACGGCAAACACCUGGCCAGCGGCUCCUUCGAUAAGUGCGUCCACAUCUGGAACACCACGACCGGGGCCUUGGUGCACAGCUACAGGGGCACCGGGGGCAUUUUCGAGGUGUGCUGGAACAGCACCGGAGACAAAGUCGGCGCCAGCGCGUCGGACGGCUCGGUUUGUGUUCUUGAUCUGCGAAAGUAG